AUAAAAUAACUCUUCAGUCAUAUUUUUCUACUUAAUGUUGUAAAAUGUCUGUUUCUGGUGAUAGUGAAAAUAAAGAUAAAGGUCAAGUGAAAACCUUACGUUUUAUAGAAGUUACUGACGUCAACGAUGACGACGAACAAUCGCAAAUUGGGGAAGAAGAAGAAGAAAGCUUAGAAUGUAUGUGGCCAGAACAAGAAGAGGAAACUGUAGAAGAGGAGGAACAAGACGUAACCGAAGAAACUCUCCUUUCUCCUGACAAUCCGCUUUUGGAAAAGUUUCAAAAAGCUCUUAAAGAACAUCUUUUGAAACAAAUUGAAACGAUUAAAAGCGAAGUUUUUGAGUUGGAGUCUGGAACCAAAAAGUUGAACGUAGAACGUGAAAAAUUGGGUGUCGAGGUUUAUGAAAUUCAACAACAACUUAAUAAGCAACAGGAAGAACUGAAACUUUGCGAAGAACAACUGCAGAACGUUAUUGCCGCAAAAGAUCAAGUUGAGCAUGAUUUACAAAUAGCCAUCAAUGAAUAUAAAGAGACUAAAGCAAAAUUACAUGAAGCUGAAAGAGAAGAAAUAGGGCUGAGAAGAGAGUUAGAAGCGGUUGAUUUACUUCAUCAACAAAUGUCAACUUGGGAAGAAACUGUCGAAUCGGAAUUAGCUGUAAACCAAAGAAUAUUUGAAAAAUCAAGAAAAGACAAACUUAAAGCAGCUGCGGAAAAAAGAGAACAGGAUGGAUUUAUUUAUAAGCUUAUGAAAGAAAUAUGGAGAUUGGAAGGAGAAAUAGAAACUAUGGACAUGCAAAUAAGAGUAAAAGAGGAAGAGAGGGAGAAACUAGCUGAUGAAAUAGCACUGGCCAAUGUUGAUUUAGAAACGUUUAAUAAUGAACACAAAUGUCUUAUGCAAUCUUGGAAUUCUCUUUUGGUUGCUAUCAAUUACCGAGAUAAGGUUUACAAUUCUAUGGAAAAUGAAUUGGAAAAGAAAUCAGAAAAAUUACGAGCAAUUUUAGCAGAGAUUGAUGCUGUGAAAAAGUUAGGAGUAAGGGAGAUGCAACGUAGUGAAGAACUCAGCAUUUUUAAAGAUCGUGUUGUACAAGAUAUCGUAAAUUAUUCAAAGAGACUCGACCUAGAGUAUAAGAAGAAAUUUGAAAUUGACGAUCAAAUCGCGUUAUUGAAAAGGAUAAUCGAGCAAACUGAAAAAGACGUGGAUUUAAUUAAAGCCGAAAACGCAGAAAAAGGUCAAGUUGAUGCGAAUCUUCAACGUGACAUUGAAGCUAUUGAUUUGCAAAAAGGAGAAUUGGAUAAUCAAAUACUGGCUGUAUUAGAAGAGCAAAUCACAAAUGAUAAAGCAUCAAAGUAUUUACAGAAAUUGCUACGGGAAAUAAAGGACAAAAAUAGAGACCUUGAAGUUAGUUUAGCAAACAGUGAAAAUUUGAACGCAAAAGUUUUAAUGGAAGUGGAAACGCAAAAAUUCCUAAUUGAAAAAAUUCAGCAAACUAUUAACGAAGUAGAAAAGGAACAAACUUCAUAUGAUGCAGAAAUAAAGGCAAAUAAGACGUUGGUCACUGAAAUUGAAGGGCAGUUUUUGAAAAAACGGCGCGAAAUCAACAUUCUGACCAAGAAAAUUGAGACAAUUAUGCAGCAAACAGGGGGAGUUGAAGUAUCGCCGUUGGAAUUAAAAAUUCAAACACUGGAGAAAAAUUUAGUUGAUAUAAAUGAAGAUAUAAAACAGUUAGAACGAUAUUGGUUAAGGGAACAGGCGUACAUAGUCGGUCUUACACAGAAACGACAAAAUCAGUUAAGGGAUAUUAAUGUUAUGAAAAAACAAAUUAUGCUACUUACUCAAAAGAAUCUGACUAUCGGUGACGAGUUGGAAGCGUAUAAAAAGGAAUCUGAUAAAAUUGAAAAAAAUACAACGAUCAUGCUAAACCGUCUUACCACAUUAAAUGAGAAAAAUAAUAAUCUUCGUGGAAAUAAAUAUAAUUUAGACAAAGAUGUGAUUUUCAAACAAAACGAGUACAUUGGCCAGUUAGAGACUGCUGAAAUGGAGCUUUUAAAUUUAGAAUCGGAUUGUACAGAGAUUGAAAAGGAAAAGCAAACAAUUAGCGAAGAACUAAUUGAAGCUAACCGUGAAAGUUUAGUAUGGGAGAAAAGGCUUAUAAUGGUCCUUCAGCUUAAAAAGCAAAUUAAAGAAGAACAAGCCGAAGGAGGUGAAGUAGGCACGAUGAAGUUUGAGAUUCAUCGAAUGCAAGUGAGAUUGGGCCAGUUGAAGAAAGCUCAGGACAAGCUAUUGCACGACUUACAACAUUGUCUAUCGCGAAGAGAAGCAAUUGUUAACACUGCAGAAGCCCGAGAAAAAAGAACAAAAGGAGCAGUGGAUCAAACAAGAAUGAAUUUUGAAAGAAAACUGGAGGAAACAAGACUAAGACAUAAAGAAAUUCAAAAGGAAAUUGAAGAAGUUGCGGCGGAUUUGAAUAAAGCUGAAUUGGAAGUGGAACUGUCACGUAAACAAAUACAACAAAUCGAAAAGGAAGUUGAAGAAAUCAAGCAGAGGAUAGAAAGAACAAAACAUGAUGUGGAGAUUGCUGAGACCGAAAACGAGAAGAGUCUCGGGAUUACAUUGACAAAACAAAAGAAACUCGGCUUUUAUAUAGAUCUAUCGAAAGGAAAACAACCGUACAUUUUGUACUGUUCAGAUAAAACCAUUAAUCCGGAAUUGGAGAAACAAAAAGAAUUAAACAGUAUAUUAAUCACUGUGGUACAAAAAACCUUCGUCGACUUCCCUGAACGCUACCAACAUUUUUUAAGGAUUUACAAUACUUUAAUUAUACCGACAAUGUAUCUUUGAUUUAUGUCUAAAUUACGAUUGAUAAUUUUUUUAUACCUUAUAUGAUUUAUAAAUUUAACAACGCAGACUUGUUUACAGUUUUGUAUUACAGCAAUUAAUAAAAAUAAAAUGCUA
Molecule: messenger RNA, 2951 nt
Organism: Agrilus planipennis (emerald ash borer)
Lineage: Eukaryota; Metazoa; Arthropoda; Insecta; Coleoptera; Buprestidae
Gene: l(2)41Ab
Product: coiled-coil domain-containing protein 40
Exons: 14
Coding region: 45-2837 (930 amino acids)
Biological process (GO): axoneme assembly
Cellular component (GO): cytoplasm
Source: RefSeq, a predicted model, not a curated record